GCUAUAUUAGCCCUGAGCGGGGGCGCCCUCGGCCACCGCAGCGGACAGCGCCCCGAGAAGCCUCGCUUCCCUCCGUGGCAACCAGGGCCCCAGCCGGAGAGCGACAGGUGUAGCCACCGCCCAGAAACCAAACACCAUGUGCGACGAAGACGAGACCACCGCCCUCGUGUGCGACAACGGCUCCGGCCUGGUGAAAGCUGGCUUCGCCGGCGACGACGCCCCCAGGGCCGUGUUCCCCUCCAUCGUGGGCCGCCCGCGCCACCAGGGCGUCAUGGUGGGCAUGGGGCAGAAGGACUCCUACGUGGGCGACGAGGCGCAGAGCAAGAGGGGUAUCCUGACCCUCAAGUACCCCAUCGAGCACGGCAUCAUCACCAACUGGGACGACAUGGAGAAGAUCUGGCACCACACCUUCUACAACGAGCUGCGCGUGGCCCCCGAGGAGCACCCCACGCUGCUCACCGAGGCGCCCCUGAACCCCAAGGCCAACCGGGAGAAGAUGACCCAGAUCAUGUUUGAGACCUUCAACGUGCCCGCCAUGUACGUGGCUAUCCAGGCCGUGCUGUCCCUCUACGCCUCCGGCCGUACCACCGCUCUUCACCCUGGGGAUGUGGGGCUGUGCACCAGGUGGGUAACCAUGGAAACCACAGCCUAUUGUGAUGGGCCUGUCAGGUUGAGGUCACCAGCUACCUCUUCCCAGGAGCGUGUCAGAGCCACGCGCAGCCUUGUCCAGAGUGUGGAACAUCGGGAGUGA
Messenger RNA from Myotis lucifugus (little brown bat), 751 nucleotides. It is a transcript of the gene ACTA1, whose product is annotated as actin, alpha 1, skeletal muscle. The coding region runs from base 137 to 751 and encodes 204 amino acids. Lineage: Eukaryota; Metazoa; Chordata; Mammalia; Chiroptera; Vespertilionidae. The record is from RefSeq and is a predicted model, not a curated record. The transcript has 4 exons.